Molecule: messenger RNA, 706 nt
Organism: Brassica oleracea var. oleracea
Lineage: Eukaryota; Viridiplantae; Streptophyta; Magnoliopsida; Brassicales; Brassicaceae
Product: peptidyl-prolyl cis-trans isomerase E
Exons: 3
Coding region: 62-706 (214 amino acids)
Molecular function (GO): RNA binding
Source: RefSeq, a predicted model, not a curated record
UCUAGUCUCACCGAGAAGAUCCCACUAAGCGAUUGCUAGAGAGAGAGAAGGAACUCGAGCAAUGGCGGCGGUUCAACAGCAGCAAGCGAUGCAGAAGAACACGUUGUACGUAGGAGGGUUAGCCGACGAAGUAAACGAAUCGAUCCUCCACGCGGCGUUUAUACCAUUCGGCGACAUCAAGGACGUGAAGACGCCGCUGGACCAAGCCAAUCAGAAGCACAGAUCCUUCGGAUUCGUCACUUUCCUAGAGAGAGAAGACGCUUCCGCCGCCAUGGAUAACAUGGAUGGCGCCGAGCUGUACGGCCGUGUUCUCACCGUCAAUUAUGCCCUCCCGGAGAAAAUCAAGGGUGGAGAACAGGGCUGGGCCGCACAUCCGCUUUGGGCGGAUGCAGACACAUGGUUUGAGCGGCAGCAACAAGAAAAGGAAAUUCUCAAGAUCCAAGCCGAGAACAAGGCUGCUAUGGAGGCUGCUGAGGAACUUCACAGGAAGAAAUUGGCGCAAGACCGACAAGGCGAGAUGGAAGAAGAUACGGAUGUCAAAGAUGAUCCUAUGGCCAGAGCUGAGGCCGAAAAUUACGGUUUGGUUUUCGCCAGAGUUGUGUCACACUAUAACUUCAUCGAGUUUGAGAUUAGAUUGUUUUAUCAAGUUACUGACUAUGUUAUUGUUAUAGUUACUAGAUCUGGUACUUUGUUGAAACUUUCAUGA